Messenger RNA from Photinus pyralis (common eastern firefly), 2183 nucleotides. RefSeq names its product probable 4-coumarate--CoA ligase 1. The transcript is spliced from 8 exons. The record is from RefSeq and is a predicted model, not a curated record. Gene Ontology annotation, molecular function: long-chain fatty acid-CoA ligase activity. NCBI's taxonomy places the organism in Eukaryota, Metazoa, Arthropoda, Insecta, Coleoptera, Lampyridae. Gene Ontology annotation, biological process: fatty-acyl-CoA biosynthetic process; long-chain fatty acid metabolic process. Bases 316 to 2037 code for a protein of 573 amino acids.
ACCGUCUAUUCCAUUGAUGAGACUAGUAGUUCAGUACCUAAUUACUGUUUCUGUGUUGCGGUUUGGCAUUGGCACUAGACUGUUUGUUUUGUUUUAAGUGAACGUUUGUUAAAUAUAGGAUCGUUAAUUGAAAGGUAGCUAUAAUCAACAGGAACAAAAGUUAUGGAACUUCCAGCGAAUCGGGAUUGGGAACUUUUAGUAACUACGUGAUAGGCAUUUUGAUCAAAGCAUGAUCAAGGAAUGAAUUUGACCGUUUAUUUUACCACCGUCAGUUAUACACUAUUUUGAUCAAUAAAGUUAUUAGUUACAAAAAGGAUGUCCAGAAUAGCAACAAACCGAAUAACUGGGUCCCUACUGAAGAUUUUAAAAAAUAAAUCAGCUUCGCCUUCGUGUAAUGUACUACCGGACAAAACGUACCUCACGUACACUCCAAGAACCGUCAUCAAGUCAACAUUUCCUGAUAUCGAACUCCCGAAAGAGAAUUUAGUGCAGCACGUUUGGAAACAUACAGAUAACUGGGACGACAUUCCCUGUACGACAUGUGGAGUGUCUGGUCGAAAUUACACCUACGGAAUCUCUAAGCAUGGCAUUAGCAAGUGCGCCCAAGCUCUAUUAGCUGAAUGUAAACUGAAGCCAGGCGACGUAGUUGCUCUACUGUUGCCAAAUAUACCAGAAUUUUUGAUUAUUAGUCACGGUAUAUUCACCGCAGGUCUCAUUCUAUCCUUCGCAAAUCCUUUGUACACGGAAGAUGAGUUAAGGCGUCAGUUUCAAGAUUCCAACGUAAAGGCCAUAGUAACAAUAUCGCUGUUUCUGGACGUUGUUUUAAAAGUAUCGGCGGGAUUACCUGAUUAUAAAACAACGAUAUGCGUCGGAGGGGCCGAUGAUGCGGUUAAAAACGUACGUUCGUUACAAAAUUUGAUCAUGGAGGAUUACAACGUAGAGCUUCCAAAAGUUGAGCUUCAAGAUGUUGCCAUGAUAUCCUACUCGAGUGGUACGACCGGGUUACCGAAAGGUGUCAUGUUGUCGCACGAAAACUUGGUCGCCAACCUAAUGCAAUUAGAUCAUCCUAAUUUAUGUACUUUGAAACCAAACGAAGUUAAUAAAAAGGGUCUAACCGUUCUACCUUAUUUCCAUAUUUAUGGAUUUAAUUCCAUUAUGAAUUUGAGUGCGAAAUUAGGAAUCUCGCUGGUUUCGUUACCAAAGUUUACUCCGGAAGAUUACAUUAAAGCGUUGUUAGAGCAUAAGCCUUACUUCCUAUUCGUUGUACCAUCUCUGCUAUUGUUUCUAGCAACUCAUCCAUCUGUGACUAAGAAUCACUUAUCGUCGAUAGAAAUUGUGAGUUCGGGAGCCGCACUUGCUUCUGAAUCUUUACUGCAAAAAUUUCGAGAUAAAGUCGGGAGAGACAUAAUGAUUAGGCAAGGAUACGGAAUGACCGAAUCGUCCCCCGUGAUAUUGUUUUCGCCAAGAAAUUUGCCGAAAUCGAAGAAAAACACCAUUGGACUUUUAGUGGCAAACACUGAGGCGAAAAUAAAGACUUUAGUUGGCAAUAGGGAUACUGAGCCAAACACGCCAGGAGAACUUUUAGUUAGAGGACCCCAGGUGAUGAAGGGAUAUUUAAAUAAUCCGGAAGCUACAAAACAGAUGUUCACAGAAGAUGGUUGGAUGCAUACUGGCGACGUGGUUUAUUACGACGAUGAUGGAUAUUUUUACAUUGUUGAUAGGUGCAAGGAAUUGAUUAAAGUUAAGGGAAACCAGGUAUCUCCGUCGGAAUUGGAGAGUAUCAUUUUGGAUCUUCCGGACAUAGCGGAUGUUGCAGUAGUUGGUAUUCCAGAUACAUUAUCCGGGGAACUGCCACGCGCAUUUGUGGUGAAGAAAAAAGACGCGUUAAUUAGCGAAAAUGAAAUUUUGGAGUUUGUGCAUGGGAAGGUGGCGCCAUACAAACGAAUAAUGGGUGGAAUUAAAUUUAUAGAUUCCAUACCACGAAAUCCUAGUGGCAAAAUAUUGAGAAACGAACUAAAAAUUGCAAAGUGUACUUAACUUUGGAAAUUUGUUGCGAUACUUUGUAACGGUAGAAAUAAAUAUACAUCUAUUUUUAGUAUUGUUCGAAUGGCAUAUUUGAUCUAAGGUUACUUAUUGUAGUCUAUGUUCUAAGCUAAUAAUAAAUAAAUAAUAAAAUAACUUUA